Molecule: messenger RNA, 372 nt
Organism: Cordyceps fumosorosea ARSEF 2679
Lineage: Eukaryota; Fungi; Ascomycota; Sordariomycetes; Hypocreales; Cordycipitaceae
Product: Spindle pole body interacting protein
Exons: 1
Coding region: 1-372 (123 amino acids)
Biological process (GO): actin cortical patch localization
Cellular component (GO): plasma membrane
Source: RefSeq, a predicted model, not a curated record
AUGCAUGACCGGCUCCGGAUGCAGCGACUGAACCCGUCUCAAAGCCGCGACAUUUAUCUCACAUUUUCGAAAUAUAUCCACUCUUACGACGAGAUUUGCCUCUUCCUCUCGGUCGCGCCCGAGUCGCAUGCGGGGUUGUUUUACCUCGCGCUGGGGUUGUUUCACAAAGAAAAGGACGUUCGGCUCAAGACGGCCGACUUGCUAGGACGGAUCGCGGAGCAUGAAGCUGGGCAACAUUGGUGGAAGAGCCUGAGCAGGUUUGAAAAGCUGGCGUUUGAUCGCAUUCGAAGGGAUGCGGAUGCGGAAAUGCGAGCACAGCUGGAAAAGGAAGGCCUCAGCCCCGUGUUUGAAAGAAACGUUUUUAGCUAUUGA